AUGCCGAAACUCUUGGGUAUUAGCUUGUCUGACUCGCGGACGGCUAGCUCCGUCAGUGUUGUUGACGUCGCCGCUGUCAUGGAGAAGCCCGGAAUUAAAACCCCAAGUCGAAAAUCCGAAUUCGAAGCAGGACACAGGGAGGCGGAAGAGGAUGUUGCGAGCGAGUCGGGAGACGGGCAGAAACCCGUGCCCAUCAUCAAGGUGAAGAAGGCCUUACCAGAGGUCCCGAAACACCGCCAUGGUGUUCCGUUCCAGCAGAGGGCUACACUGCACGUGAACGGCACAAAAAGACACCUCCCAAGGCACCGCCGCCUAGACGGUGGGGCAAAGGCGUCAAGCUCGGAGCAAAGGUGGAAGGGACCGAGGUCCCAGGACCCCCAGUCUAAACGGGUAUCGAAGAACGGAGCAGAGAGCCAUAGCUUCGCAAGCAUCGUUUGGGAGUAG
Parascedosporium putredinis is the source of this 444-nucleotide messenger RNA. Lineage: Eukaryota; Fungi; Ascomycota; Sordariomycetes; Microascales; Microascaceae. The record is from the annotation of a GenBank genome assembly.